Molecule: messenger RNA, 1518 nt
Organism: Cladophialophora carrionii CBS 160.54
Lineage: Eukaryota; Fungi; Ascomycota; Eurotiomycetes; Chaetothyriales; Herpotrichiellaceae
Product: trimethyllysine dioxygenase
Exons: 1
Coding region: 1-1518 (505 amino acids)
Biological process (GO): carnitine biosynthetic process
Cellular component (GO): mitochondrion
Molecular function (GO): trimethyllysine dioxygenase activity; iron ion binding
Source: RefSeq, a predicted model, not a curated record
AUGAAGCCGCACAUUUCGCCAACCUUGGUUUCGAGCUGGCAUGCUCCUCAAUGCCGGUGCACGGGACAGGCCCUCGCUGCCUUUGCUCCGAGCAAAAGGACGCCAAGAAAGGCGCAUGCUUCCUCGCCUGGGAAUAUCUUAACAUCCCGUCAGCCUCUGCGAAGGAACAUUGCCAUAGCGUCGCGUGGCCCGACUACCACCUCGACAAGACGCUACAGCAGCACGUCAACCGAAGCGUCACCCUCCAGCGUCGCCGCUCUGCCACGGGUAUUGGUCAACGACAUGACCAACCAGGAGCUGAUCAUCGACUUCAACGCCGGAACGGCAUUGCGGUACCCCUCGUUCUGGCUCAGAGACCACUGUCCCUGCUCGGAAUGCCAACACCCCAGCACGCAUCAGAGACAGCUCGACACAUUUAGCAUCGACCCGGAAAUCAAAGUCUCCAGCAUCCAGUCCACACCGGCGGGAUUGGAAGUCGUCUGGCCUGUAUCAAGCGUGGCCAAGACCACGGACAUCCACACUGACACGCAAACCCAAACCCAGACUCACCGAAGCGUAUACUCAUGGGAAUGGCUCGAAACACAUCCCCCUUUCAUCCAGGCCAGCGGUAAGACCACUCCAUCGAACGCGCCCCGUCGAACAUGGACGCAUGUUCCUCCCCCUUCCUCCUCGAGCACCUCCUCCCUCCCCAGCGUGCAGUACGAUUCCAUAAUCUCCACGACCUCUCCCUCCGGAUUAAAAACCUUCCUCCAAACAAUCCACACCCUAGGCUUCUGCCUCGUCCCACGCACGCCCCCGGACCCUGCAUCCACGCAAUCUCUCGUCGAGCGCAUCUCGCACAUCCGCCCCACCCAUUACGGCGGCUUCUGGGACUUCACCUCGGCCCCGAACCCGAUCGACACGGCCUACACGGACGACUACCUCCCCCCGCACACCGACACCACGUACUUUACCGACCCGGCAGGCCUGCAGCUUUUCCACUGCCUCCAGCCCGCGACGCAGGGUGGCGGCGAGUCCACGUUCGUCGACGGCUUCGCGGCCGCACAGCACCUCUACGCCACCUCGCCGCAGCACUACCACGCGCUGAGCACCUACCCGAUCGUGUCGGCCGCGCUGGGCUCGCCGGCGGGAGCGUUCUACAACACGGCCGUCGCCCGCAGGGGGUAUCCCGUGCUCGUGCACUCGGCGCCCUUGCCCGGCGUGACCACACCUUCGCCCGCCACGCUCGUGCAGAUCCGAUGGAACAAUCUCGACCGCGCGGCGCCUGCGACACCCAGUUUCCCCAACCACACGGCCCUGAAGGCGUGGUACAGCGCGGCGAGGGAGUGGAGCCGCGUGUUGGAGAGUCCCGAGUUUUUAAUCACCUUGCAGCUGAAGCCCGGCGAACCGGUCAUCUUCGACAACUGGCGCAUCUUGCAUGGCCGGCUGGCGUUCCAGGGCCAGAGAAGGGUAUGUGGAGCGUAUGUGGCGAUGGAUGAUUUUCGAGCCCGCUGCAGGGGAUUAGGCAUCGAGGUGUAG